AUGCCAUGGAAUGCAGCUGUUGCAUUGGACAAGUCUCUCCUGCCUGACUUGUUGAAGCGAAUGCAGCAGGAGUGGGACUUUGUGAAGUCUGUCGUGGACACGCUGGAUUCAAAAGGCAAUGUCUUGCAUGACUUUUUACGACAUACUCGAUGGCAACCCUACCGGGACCUGUUCACCAAAGCUGAGUUCUUUGGAUUCAACCCGCAGCGCUUGCACUUGCCAGAGGCGGCCCCUUUCCUCAAAUGUGUGAGGUGCAUCUUGGGAAUGUCAGCCAAGGAUGGCAAGGCUACGAAUUCGUUGCUCAGCAGUUUGCCUUGUGAGCUCUACUUCAACGAUCUCAGAGACGGAGCUCGCAGAGGAGCAAAGAAGGAGCAGCAGGCUGCUUGCAACUUCCAUGUGAUGUCGAUGAAGUCAGCACAGAUCCGCAGCUCAGGGUGCAAGACGCUGGAGAUACCAGACCAUGCAUGGCAAACCCCCAUUGCUCGCAAGCAGAUUCAAACUCAGGUUCUGACAGCCCUUCGAGUCGGGGACAAGACGCUGGGCAUCCCAUCUCAGGGCCUGACUAAGGCCAAGGCCACUGGACUCACUAAGGGACAUGUCUUGUGUGACAGGCUGCGUCUACUCCAGACGUUGCAGUCUGUCUAUGCUCAAGCUGAAGGUGAUGCAAGCGACAAGAAAGUUGCAGCUUUGAACGGCUACCAGAAGCUGUGGAUCGCGAAGUUGGUGGGGGAGCAUACUCUCUUGCGGGAAAAGGGCAGUCAGGGAACUCCACGUUUGGUUCUUCGUUCGGGCCCCUUCUCUGUGAAGACAAUUCGCCUUGCUUGCCAUCAUGAGGGAUCAGACAGCUUCAUGCUCCUCCAUUCGAUUGAGUUGCUGACGGUAAAUUCGUUGGAGAGCUUUGAAUCUUGCCUGGCUCAGCCCUUUGUCGAAGAGAACGGAGUUUUGACCUGGAAAGCUGUUGGGGAGUACAUGAGCCUUCCUCAAUACACCGCCCGGCAUGGAAUCCUGAGCAUCAGUGCUCAGGUGCUCCAGAAGCUGAUGUCAUGCUUGAAAAUCAAGUGCGGUACUCUCACUCACAAGCUGCGCGUCGAGGUCUUCCUGAAGUCAAUGGGCUGCGAAGAGUCCUACAUCCAAGAGGUUUUGGAGGCAAUCCCAGAUCCCAAGCCCAGAAAGAAGAAAGAGGAAGGUGAAGGUGAAGAGUCUGCCGAUGCAGAGCCUGAGGGUGAGAGCAAGGAAGCUGGGGGCCAUGUCUUGCCUGUUUGCGUGUCUGAGUGUGACUUUGAUUGCCUGGAUGGUGCCUCCGAGGACGAACAGUGGCAGCAGACUGUUGAUUUCUUGGACGACAAGAAGGAGCCAGACCCAGAACCAGCUGAGCCCGCAGAUGUGCCAAUGAUGAACUCAGAGGCAGAGGGGUUGAUGGAUGGUGGCACAGUGGCCGGGGGCACAGACUUCAUCCGCAAGACUUUGGCAGCCUUUACGCCAACAACGGUGCGCACGACUGCUCUUGUCGACCUUCACUGCUACGAUUGCUUCCCAGCAUUAGCAUCGUUGGAGGAAUGUUCAGAAGGCCGACGUGUCCUUUGUGGAAGCAUUGUGCUCGACAAGCCGCCUGAGGCGCUUUCCCAGCGUGUGGCAAACAAGGUGUACGAGGAUGCCAGAAGCGGUCAGCUCAAGAUCAAUGGGUUUCCGAACUAUGCCCCUGUGAUUGGGGCACUUCAAAGCACACAGCCAGAGGAGGCCGGUCAGAAAUACCAGGUGACGAUCAAGAAGCAUGACCGCCUAGUCGUGCUAGAGUCAUUAGCCAGUAAGUGGUUGGAGACUGAGUUCAAGGAUGAGACAGUUGCACUGAUUGACUUCCACAACAAGAAGUUCAAUCCGGAUGGGGAGUACUGGCAGGAAGCUGAAAUUUCCACGGAAGCUGAUGUGGUGAACUUGCAGAAGCCGUUCCGAUUCCAGAUCAACAACACUGCGGAGUUGGUGUGUGGGCAAGACGGUGCCCCGCUGUACUUGGCAUCCCGCAGCAAAAACCAGUUCCUUAUGCACCGUGAAUUGUUCAGCUUCGGGAGCGGAGAUUGGAGAACCGGAAACGAUGCCAGUGAGGUAAUGGAGGACUCGUGUGGGAGAUGGUUCUCCUUUUGUGCAUCCGCGAAGACCGUCAUCCUUCUUGAGAAGAAGACUUUGCCAAACCACCUAUCUUCUCUACCAUGCGUUGACGCACCAACGUACUUGUCAACUAUCCUGCGGGAACUUGAAGACGCCGGAGAGGUGAAGCUGGCAGUCACCCACCACACAGUCGCCUCAAUCGACAAGAUCGAGCCGGAGAAGCCUUUGACUUUCUUGUUGGAUCCUCCAAAGCCGCAAGAUGGGGAGGGGGAGCCCAAAAAGAAAAAGCUCAAGAAGGGGGAGACUGCUGGGACCAUGACUGCCAAGAACUUUGGGGCCAUCCUUGAUAUUUCCAAGUUCAAGAAAGCCAACAGACUUGUUCUUGGUUGGCGAGCCAGGCUCCAUUGA
Molecule: messenger RNA, 2511 nt
Organism: Durusdinium trenchii
Lineage: Eukaryota; Dinophyceae; Suessiales; Symbiodiniaceae
Source: the annotation of a GenBank genome assembly